AUGGCUGUCGUCGUUUUCGUCAGUACUGUCAUGAUUGUGUCUGUCCUUCCUGCCUCUGUCCCUGUCCUCUCUCACAACCUAGGACAUGCUACAGAAGAGGACUUUCUCCGUUUGCACAAGCAUCUUCUCCAGGAUUAUAGGCAAGUAGCAGAUCGCCAUGUUCGUCCGUUAGCCAACCAAUCAGCGUCUCUGGAAGUCAGCCUCGAUUUCAGUUUGACGUCCAUCUUUGAUGUUGAUGACGUCAAGCAGCAGAUCUCUGUGAUGGCGACCGUCACGGUUCAGUGGAUAGAUAAAAACCUGGUCUGGAAUGCGUCUGAUUACGGAGGGAUCAACCGGAUGUUCUUGAAUCAACAACAAAUAUGGUCGCCGGAAGUGUACGCGGAGUCGGGAGACAACAGUGUCAUUUUGUUUACACUCCCGACCCAGCAUGCAGUUCGCUCAGAUGGUAGAGUGACCUUUACCUCUGUAGGUAACGUCCAGUCCCCGUGUAGCCUUGACCUGACCUGCUUUCCUUAUGACACGCAGACCUGCACAAAAUCCAGGUCUCUGGUAAAGAACGGUGAGUGGGCCGUGGUCAGCACCGACUCCAACAUCAGCUCCAGGGGGGAAGGUGAUGACGAAUGUCGGACCGUCGAGGCCAUUGUCAGAAUGAAACGUCGAUCAACAUAUUACAUAAUCAACAUACUGGUCCCAGCCAUUGCUAUCGACAUCCUGAGCCUGCUCACAUUCGGAGUACCCGUGGAGUCUGGAGAAAGGUUAGCCUACGCGUUGACGAUACUCCUGUCGCUGUCUGUGUACAUUACCUACAUCGGCAGUAUCAUGCCUAUGUACUCCGUCAACAUGCCCAACAUCUUCUACCUCCUUCUGGGACUGUUCUUGAUGAGCUCUCUGUGUGUGGUGCUGACCGUUCUCAUCAUCGCCCUACGCUGGAGCCAGGUCGUCUCCAUCAAGGACCACGAAAAAACCAUUUCCAUAUUUGGAGCACGCUUCAAAAUUAGAAGAACCCGGGAGAAUAAUGGGCGGGUUUUGAGAUGCUUCUCUUGUAGUGUUCAAAGUUGCCAGAAGAAAAGCUCUUUAACUCCGGAAAUGCAAACUAUUUCCGGGCCUGGUCACCGAGAGUUGUGCGAACUUGAGAACAGAAAUAUUUAUACCGUAAACAGGCAGGAGAGUGAUCAUGGAAGCCAAAGAUCAUUCGCUUUUCGUUUAGCUUCAGAUGACUUGGUAGGGGCACGCACCAAGACUCCAAUGGAGGAGAAGGACCACCUGAAGGCAAUGGAAGACAGGGAGAAUAUGAACUUCUGGGAUAAGUCUGAACGGCUUCACCAAGACCAGACAACAGACCCAGACAUUCUGUUUAUCUGUAACCGGCUCAACCUCUACAGUUUCCUGGUUCUGGCCUUGGCCUUUCUGGCUCUUUUGACCUUCAGCUUUGUACAGUUUCAUCAUCAGAUUGUCCCUGAUUAG
Molecule: messenger RNA, 1464 nt
Organism: Candidula unifasciata
Lineage: Eukaryota; Metazoa; Mollusca; Gastropoda; Stylommatophora; Geomitridae
Source: the annotation of a GenBank genome assembly